GGCGGGGGCCCCAGACCCCCCCAUGGGAUGGAGCUGAGGGGCCACAUCCUGCCCCCCGGCACUCACAGCCCCGCAGGCCCUGUCGCGGGGCGGCUUCAGGAGCUGCGGGAGCGGCAGCGGGGGCUGCGUCAAGCACUGGGGCUGCGCCUGCGGGAACUGCGGCGCCUCUGCCUGCAGGAGGCCGAGCUGACGGGGAAGCUGCCCCCCGAGUACCCACUGGAGCCUGGGGAGCGGCCGCAGGCCCCCCCCCCCCGCCGCCGGGCCCCCCCCCGAGGCCCCCUCCCUGAGGCGCCGCGCUCGGCCCGCCGGGAGGUGGCGCUGCAGGUGCAGGUGGUGGAGGCCGCGCGGCGCCUGGCGGCGGCCCCGGGACUCGCACCCGAGCAGCGCCGGCGGCGGCAGCGGCUGCAGGCGGAGGCGGCGCAGAGGCUGCGGCAACUCCGAGCGCAGCUGGGACCCGGCAACGAUGAGAACGGGUCCCUCUGUGAUCUGCCUAUGCUGGAGAAUGGGGCCCUGCCCACCCCAAAGCCCACCCCAGUGGCCCCUGGCCGCCCCUCACCCCCCCGAGCCAGUCCCGGCAGCCCUGAGCACCGGCCCCCCUGGGCCUCCGAUGGGCGCCGCAGCUCACUCGCCAGCCCUGCCAGCCCGGCACGGACCUUGCCCCGCAGCGCAUCCAGCUUCGAGGGCCGCAGCGUCCCAGCCACCCCAGUGCUGGCACGGAGCCCCUGCACCCGCGGGCACCCACUGUGCCGCCCCGAGGCCCCGGGGCUGCCCCCCCGGCCCUGGUCGGGCAGCCAGGACUCACAGUUGGGGGGGCCCCCAGUGCCACCCCCCCCUGCCCAGGCGCCCCGCACCCGCCGCAGCAACAGCUCCGAGGCCUUGAUCGACUGGGGGGGCAGCGGGGGGGGAGGCCCGCACCCCGACAGCGCUGCCCCCCCCCAACCCGUGCCCCCCACCUCGGCAGAGCAGCGCCGCAGCCAGAAGUGGUUGGCACUGGAGGGGCUGCGGGACUGGUACCUGCGGCAUACAGGGACCCCCCCCCGCCUGCUGCCCCCCCCCGGCCCCGCAUGGGGCGCUCCCCGCCGCAGAGACCCCCCCCCUCCCGGCCUUCCCCACUCGCUCAGCUACGCCGGGGCCCUGGCGCCCAGGGUCUCAGGGGACCCCCCACCUGUUCCCGCCCCCCCUCCACCCCCCCCGGACCCACAGCCCCCUGGCACCCUGGUGUGACCCCCUCCCCUUUGACCGCUCCAUGACCCCCACCAACCCUGCCCCCCCCCGGCCGCUCCUGGCGAGCUGCCGCUUUGGGGGGGCCCCCAUCGCAUGCCCCCCCCCACGAGAGCGGGAUCCGGCUGGGGUGGGGGGCACAGAUGGGUUCAAUACAAGGGAUC
Messenger RNA from Pezoporus flaviventris, 1385 nucleotides. RefSeq names its product coiled-coil domain containing 120 (gene CCDC120). The transcript is spliced from 9 exons. The record is from RefSeq and is a predicted model, not a curated record. NCBI's taxonomy places the organism in Eukaryota, Metazoa, Chordata, Aves, Psittaciformes, Psittacidae. Bases 28 to 1224 code for a protein of 398 amino acids.